AUGGGGACUGAAAACUAUACAUCUGUGACAGUUUUUGUUCUUUUGGGAUUGACAGAGGACACUACAGCUUGUGCUAUUCUAUUUAUUGUGUUUUGGGGAGUUUAUGUCAUCACUUUACUGGGCAACAUCAGCAUAAUCACAUUAAUCAGAAGCAGCCCUCAGCUUCAUACUCCAAUGUACCUGUUCCUCUGUCACUUGGCUUUUGUAGACAUUGGGUACUCCUCCUCAGUCACCCCUGUCAUGCUCAUGGGCUUCCUUAGCAAAAGGACUUCCAUCCCUGUGGCUGGCUGUGUAGCCCAGCUCUCCUCAGUGGUGACAUUUGGCACAACUGAGUGCUUCCUGUUAGCUUCCAUGGCUUAUGAUCGUUAUGUGGCCAUCUUCCCCCUGCUCUACUCCAGCCUCAUGUCCCCCACUGUCUGCAGUCUCCUAGUGGGGGCUUCCUAUCUGGGCGGCAGUAUGAAUGGUUGGACUUUCGCUGGCUGUUUCUUAAAUCUAUCUUUCUGUGGACCAAAUAAAGUCAAUCACUUUUUCUGUGAUUAUUCUCCUCUUCUGAAGCUUUCCUGUGCUCAUGAUUAUGCUUCUGAAAUAGUUCCUGCCAUGUCUUCAGGCUCCAUCAUUGCCGUCACUGUGUUCAUCAUUGCCCUGUCUUAUGUCUACAUCCUUGUGUCGAUCCUGAAGAUGCGCUCCACGGAAGGACGCCACAAGGCCUUCUCCACCUGCACCUCCCACCUCACUGCUGUCACCUUGUUCUUUGGGACUAUUACAUUCAUCUAUGUGAUGCCCAGGUCCAGCUACUCCACUGACCAGAACAAGGUGAUUUCUGUGAUCUAUACAGUGGUGAUUCCCAUGCUGAAUCCCCUCAUCUACAGCCUCAGGAACAAGGAUGUUAAAGAUGCCAUGAAAAAAUUAUUGGUUAGAGCUCAUUGGUAG
Molecule: messenger RNA, 930 nt
Organism: Dipodomys ordii (Ord's kangaroo rat)
Lineage: Eukaryota; Metazoa; Chordata; Mammalia; Rodentia; Heteromyidae
Product: olfactory receptor 5P3-like
Biological process (GO): sensory perception of smell; G protein-coupled receptor signaling pathway
Cellular component (GO): membrane
Molecular function (GO): olfactory receptor activity; odorant binding; G protein-coupled receptor activity
Source: RefSeq, a predicted model, not a curated record